Molecule: messenger RNA, 2716 nt
Organism: Rosa chinensis
Lineage: Eukaryota; Viridiplantae; Streptophyta; Magnoliopsida; Rosales; Rosaceae
Product: protein JOKA2
Exons: 7
Coding region: 226-2544 (772 amino acids)
Molecular function (GO): zinc ion binding; protein binding
Source: RefSeq, a predicted model, not a curated record
AAAGGGAGAGUCUUAUUAUUCCUGAUAGACGAAGAGAGAGAGAGAGAGAGAGAGGGGCGGUAAUAGCGGCUGACGGGUACGCUUUGGGUUCCGGGAGAUAACGUUCCAAAGCUCAAAGCUUUCUGCAUAAUCUCGAUUUUCUCGUUUCGUAACGCAAUUUAGGGUUAGGGUUUCUUGAUUCUUUUAGUUCGGAUUUGCGGCUCACUGGACGCUUAUUCUGGAGCCAUGGCUUCGUCUACUAUGGUGAUCAAGGUCAAAUAUGGGGAUACACUGAGGCGUUUCAAUGCUCGUGUUGAUGAGAAUGAUCAACUGGAUCUUGACAUGGGUGGACUGCGGUUCAAAAUAUAUAGUCUUUUCAAUUUUCAGCUUGAUGCUGACAUCACUAUGACCUAUGUUGACGAAGAUGGUGAUAUAGUGACUCUGGUUGAUGAUGAGGAUUUGCGUGAUGCUAUGAAGCAGAAUAUGAAGUUCUUGAGGAUUGAUGUACAUGAUAAAACUGACAAAUCUGAGAAAUCUUAUGCCAAAUCAAGUGGAAGUUCUACCCCUGUAAGAUAUCCCUUGCCAGAUAUCACACCUGAGCCUAUCCGUGAACUAAUCUCCAGGGUUCCUCGAGACUUGACUCCAAAUGCCCUUGGUCCAGGGUUUGCGGAUCUCGUUGACUGCUUUUCGAAGAUGGGAAUGUCCUAUUUACUUCAGGCUGGUGGAGUUUCAGGCGUCAAGAAUGAUUCCUCUGAGAAACCCUUAGCUCCAUCUGCCAAUGAUAUGAAGGACGAUGGUAAGUCAGAAACCAUCUUAAAGUCUACCACUGAGGAAUCUAGCUCUAAAAACAGUCGGGCAAAGGAUGCUGUAAAUGUGACCAAGGAUGUGGGAAUGUCGAAUCCACCUCAGAAUGCUCCAGUUGAUCUCAAUGUUCUUCCUGCUGAUUCUAAUCCAUCUGGACCCACACCCAUCAAUGUUACACCAGUUGGAGCAAGUCUUCAUACUGCUGAGGAGAGGAAGGAGUCAGAGAAGGGAACCAGUGGUCAGGUCAAGGGCAAGUCUCUUGGUUGUGGUGGAUCUACAAGUUCUGCUAUCCCUGCAUUGAAUGUUAAUGACAUGAGCAAUAAUCAUUUCAAUCAAUGUCCAUUUUCAGAGACUCCUAUUGUGAAUGACUCGGCUCCUGUUGCAUAUCGUCGUCUUCAUCCUUUUAAAAGGAAUCAUUCUGAAGCAAUGGGUGGUAUGUUCCACACUGGUGUUCGCUGUGAUGGAUGUGGUUGUCAUCCAAUAAUUGGACCCCGGUUCAAGUCCAUAGUGAAAGCAGAUUAUGACCUCUGCCGUAUCUGUUUCUCGAGUAUUGUUAAUGUGGCUGAGUACAUUAGAAUUGACCACCCUUUGUCUUAUCGCCAUCCACGUCCUUUCAAGGGGAUGCAUGAACAACCUCCAUGGCUGGGUCCUUCAGCAUUGCCAAAGAUACUGAGAAAUUGUGGCGCGAAGCCUGGGCGACCUAAGCUUGACAGCCGCUUUGUUUUGGAUGUCAACGUAAUGGAUGGUACCUUAAUGGCCCCAUCUACUCCAUUUACCAAGAUUUGGCGGAUGCGCAACAAUGGGGGUUUGAUCUGGCCUAAAGGAACACAACUCAUGUGGAUUGGUGGAGACAGGUUUAGCAAAUCAGAUUCAGUUGAGAUAGAGAUUCCUGCGCAUGGUGUAUUGGCUGAAAAUGAACUUGAUAUUGCUGUUGAUUUUACUGCACCUGAGUCACCUGGACGGUACAUCUCAUAUUGGAGGAUGGCUUCUCCAUCUGGUCAGAAGUUUGGGCAACGUGUUUGGGUUCUGAUUCAGGUGGAUACUUCCCUCAAGGAUUCAUUCUUUGAGAGCUUUCAAGGUUUGAACCUGAACCUGCCCCCUGAAAACGUGGUUAACUUUCCUGAGCAAAUGAACUUUCCUCAGCAACAUGUGGGCAGUGACUUUGUCCAGCCUUCUAGCUCUAACUCAGUGAAGGAACCAGCAAUUCCCAUUCCUGUCAAGCAGCCUGAAAAUGAGCAGGAUCUCAACUUCCCUAUAAAUGAUAGCUUGCUGGUUGGCCACAGUAUUCCUGCCCCUACUGCCCCUACUGCCCCGGUGGCUUCUGCAACUGUGUCAUACCCCACUGUCGACCAGAGUGCUCCAGUCCCUACUGCACAAGUUGCCUCUUCAACUGUGACAUACCCCACUGUUGAUAUAUUUGAACCAGCCCCGCCCUCCCCCAGAUCUUCCCCUGUUGUCACUCUACCAACAUCAUCUGAAGGGACCAGCUCAGAAAAUCCUGUGGAGGACACCCUCCUUAAGGAGCUUGAGGACAUGGGAUUUAAGCAGGCGAAUUUGAACAAGGAAAUUCUGCGCAGGAAUGAGUACAACCUGGAGCAAUCUGUGGAUGAUCUCUGUGAGGUUGCUGAAUGGGAUCCUAUUCUUGAAGAGCUGCAGGAAAUGGGCUUCAGUGAUACAGAGAUGAACAAGAAGCUGCUUGCGAAGAACAAUGGAAGCAUCAAGCGUGUAGUCAUGGAUCUUAUCAAUGGGGACAAGCUGUAGACAAGACGGCGAUUACUAAACCUUAGUAUUAUAUAUAAAUAGUACUUAUCAGAAAUAAAUGGACUGGCAUUAGCCAUGCAAUAUGAUGCUUAUUUUGCUUUUGGCUUGUAAUUAAGUUAUAUUUGUACUGGUGUGGAUAUCUAAUCUAAGCUAUGGAAUUUUAAUAUGUAAA